AUGAAGUCGUGGUUCAUCCUGCUGCUGCUGCUCAGCUCCACACUGACUGGCGAGGCGCUGAAGUGUCACACCUGUGUGGCGACCAAUCAGGAGGAGUGUAAUCGGCAGGGAUCGAGUGUGUGUCCUGCUAAUUCAGACGCCUGUGCCACCAUCACAGGACCCAACUCGGUGAUGAAGUCGUGCUCGUUCAGGACGUUCUGUGAUAAAUCCCACCUGAGUAACGGAGGGGUGAAGCUGGAGUGCUGCUUCAGCGACGAGUGUAACGGGCCGCACCGCGCCCACAGUCACGGGAACGGAGGACAGGGGAACGGUGCCGUGGCUCCGGGGUCCAGUUUCAACCUGCUGCUGGGAGCACUGGUCAUCAGAGUCGCCGCCAGUGUCAUAUAA
Molecule: messenger RNA, 387 nt
Organism: Trichomycterus rosablanca
Lineage: Eukaryota; Metazoa; Chordata; Actinopteri; Siluriformes; Trichomycteridae
Exons: 3
Coding region: 1-387 (128 amino acids)
Source: RefSeq, a predicted model, not a curated record